UGCUGCAAUGGCAAAUCCACAAAGCAGGACAGAGGAUGGGCAGAAAGUAUCAUUCAUACAGAGGCUUUCUCAGGUUUUCCUCAACACUGGCGUAAAUCUUCAGUUUCGCUAUAAACAGUUUGGACAAGGUGGAGAUGGAUCUAACCGACUGGUUUUACUCUGUCUGGGUCUGUUGAACGUCACUCUGCUGAUAGCUGCUGUUGUUAUUGGGAUUAACUGUGCCAAAGUCAAAGAGGGUUCCCUCCCGGUUUCCCACUCAGCUGCAACACAGCUCAUCGAUGAGCUCAACUAUCUCCGUGGCAACUACAGCGAUGUAAUCAAAGCUGAGGAGGAGGCCAAAAGCGCGUUAGAGAGCGCGCUCAAAAACCACACACGGAUGAAAGAGAAAAUUGAGCAGCAGAAGACCAUCAAUGACAAUUAUCAGAAACAGAUAGAGGCACUGCAAGAAGAGAGGGCAAUUCUGUUGUCCAAUGUUUCAGCUUCGGAGGAACACUGUAGCGGAUGCCCCUCUGGAUGGAUUCCUCUCAACUCAUCCUGCUAUUUCUUUUCUUACACUGAGUCCCCUAAUGUUGAAAAGAACUGGCCAAAAAGCAGAGAAGACUGUAAAAGUCGUGGAGCCGACCUGGUUGUGAUUGAUUAUCCGGAGGAGCAGAAUUUUGUGAGUCACACCAUUGACCAUAUGAUGGCUGGUGGCUUCUGGGUUGGUCUCACUGACAUGCACACAGAAGGGAAAUGGGUCUGGAUUAAUAAUGUCACUGAGGUGGAAAAUAGGUACUGGAUGGAUGGAGAACCAAACAACGUUGGAUACCAUGGAGAAGACUGUGCAAUGGUAAUUUCUAGCCGUAUGACUCCCUGGAAGACCCGUAAUGAUGCCAAUUGCAACCACAGUUUUAUGAACUGGAUAUGUGAAAUGACAUCAAGAUAG
This is a messenger RNA of Epinephelus lanceolatus (giant grouper), 925 nucleotides long. RefSeq lists its product as uncharacterized. The record is from RefSeq and is a predicted model, not a curated record. Lineage: Eukaryota; Metazoa; Chordata; Actinopteri; Perciformes; Serranidae.